This is a messenger RNA of Prunus persica (peach), 648 nucleotides long. Its product is annotated as protein IRX15-LIKE. Gene Ontology annotation, biological process: xylan biosynthetic process. The transcript has a single exon. Lineage: Eukaryota; Viridiplantae; Streptophyta; Magnoliopsida; Rosales; Rosaceae. The record is from RefSeq and is a predicted model, not a curated record. Bases 73 to 648 code for a protein of 191 amino acids.
AAAACCAACAAAAAAAAUAAAUAAAUCAUCGUCCCUCUCUCUUUCUCUGUUUGAUCUCUCAACCCAAUUGAGAUGAAGAACAUCAGCAAUACAAAGUUGAUCAUUCUCUAUCCCUACAUCCAGAAACAAGGAACAUCCAACCACCUCUGGCUUCUAGCCUUCAUGUCCAUCUUCACACUCGCCUUCCUUCUCACAAUCAUUUACACAAACGGCUUGUACGCAUACUCAUCAACCACAACAAUCACCAUCUCCGCCGCCACAAUAACCACCACAACAACCGCCUCCACCGCCGUCCCCUUGCUCCCCACCACCGUCAUCAACACCCUCCUCUACUACACCCCCAAAUCCAACGACACAUUCAAAAUGUCGUACGCCGACAUCAAGCCCAUCUCGGACGCCCUCCGGAAAUGCUCAACCCCCUGCAAUUUCCUCAUCUUCGGCCUCACCCACGAGACCCUCCUCUGGAAGGCCCUCAACAACAACGGCUGCACCGUCUUCAUCGACGAAAAUCGCUACUUCGCCGCCUACACAUGGAGGAGAAACACCUGGAAAUUGACGCGUACGACGUGCAGUACACAACAAAAUCGAAAGAGCUCAACGAGCUGGUGGCGGUGGCAAAAGAGCAAAUACGGAACGAGUGCAGGCUGA